AAACGAGACGGGGAAAAUGGGUUUCGGGAUUGUCUGCUGCACUAACUGAGCCCCUCGUAUUUGCGCAGUAACCGACCAGGCGUCCCACCGCAUCAAGACAUGUCCAGGUAGAAAAGGUCCACUACAUCAUCAAGGUCCCAGUUAUUACGGUGCAGCAAAUGGAAUGGAUACUCACAAAGAACUACCGAGUUUGAGAGGGAAAUAGAAGCAGAACAAGACCCCUUUUAUCAUUCAUUGAUGCUAAAAGCGGAUCAGAGUUUCUAAGCCAGGAGAGGCAGGACGAUCACGAUACAAAGCAGAGUGCGUAAAGCAAAGCAACUCCUUGUUCCAGAGUCCUCUCUUUUUGUUUCAGCGGUGGCGCAGUUAGAAGAAGUGAGAGCGGCUCAGCAGAGUACAUAGAGCAGAACAACCUAGACAAGCUUAGUACCGUCCCGACCUGCAGGGUUCGUAAAGCGUCGGGCAUGCUUAGAAUGUGUCAAAGAACCCAAGGUCUGCGAGCUUAAUCCAAGCCGCCGCCGUAAUUCGAGCAGAGUCUGGACACACUGACACGCUACGGAUACUAAAAUUCACCUUAUUAGCUUAAAACAACCGCCUCAAAAAAGGUACGGGUACGGUACGGUCGGUAUAAACUGAGUCUAGGUGCCCUCCACGCUGUAACACGCGACCACAUACCAACCCUGGGCAAUUUGCAUUUUUGAGGUUUCAUUGUUUCUGACACUCCUUCAUUCACUGUGCAAGCAGCAGUUGGCGCAGGUUCCCAUAUAUUUUCCCACUGCCUACCUAUCCCUGAAUAUCCUUGGAGGGGUUGCGUGUCACUCUGUUUCACCUCCAAUCACUUAUACUCUCGCUCACUCACCCCAAACUGUCUGUCUGUCUGUCUGUACAUACUGUGCUGAACCUGGGGCUUGGCUUGGCUUUCCAGCUCCUGCUGCAGCAUUCUUGUUAGUCUUCUUCGUUUAUAUCUGACGAAAGUCUUAUAUCCGCUUGGCUUUUGCCCAGACCUGACCUUAAUUCCUCCUCCCCUCCCCUCCACCUCAGAUCGAUCCAACCCUUCCCUUCUUCUUCCGUAACAUCCUCUUCCGCAUCUCGUUGAACCUGAUGAUGUGAAAGUAGGCUCAAUAUGCCUUCUUUAGUCUCCUAUCUUUUUGCUGUCUUUUUCGUAUCAUUACUAUUCACGAAGCUGCUACAUCUCUUCAUCCACAUCCACUCCAUCGCCGUCAUCGACUUUGUCGUCUAUCUACCGACCUUCUUUUUACAAGACUUCUUUCUAGUUCUCUUCGCCCGGUUAUUGCUGCGUCGAGAGCGAACAAUUCUCUCUCUGAUUGGUUAUGUCCUUGGAUGCUUUUUAACUUUGAUAACGUUCGUUGCUGCGGCAUCCGAGCUUGGCUUUCACUAUAGAACAGGCGGCGAAGUCGAAUGGAGCGACGCUGGCGAUUUUGCUAAUGACGAGGGUCUCAAUGUUUUGAUCAGCGAGAGCAGCAGCGUCAUUGUUUCUGGUUUAAUCAUCCUCAUCGUCGCAUGGUUGCCUCAGAACUAUCUGUACAGGGUCUUUGGUGACAUCGUAUCUGGAAUUGGCAAGCGAAUCGCUUCAGUCUCUCGGUAUUUGCGAGGCAAGAUUCGCCCGCAGACCCAACAUCAGCAGGAUCCUGAGAACGCCGAGCCUUUCCUUCAGCGUGUCAACAGCGAAAGUACCGUCGCAAACAGUGGCCAUUCAUCACCUAACCUGGGCCGCGAUGCAGAUGAGAAGGAGGAAGAGCUUACACAAAAGCGACGCUGCUGCGCAUUUGUUCCUUCUUGGAUCAUCAACACAGUCGUCUUGCUAUUCAUCGGCAUCACAUGGGUCGCUCGCCCUGACCAACCGUAUAACCACAUCGCAAGCAGUUUGCCUUUAAGAUUGUCCGACUCUGUACGACCGAAGCUUGGACUCUGUGCUUCUCAAAACGAAUUUCCCUUGCGACAGCUCAUCGAGAAGUCAAGAUGGCAGGAUCCCAAGGGCAACUUCAAGGGAUGGGCUCCUAGCAGAGAGAACAACGGCUUGGUAAAGAAGUACAGAGAAAACCCUCCUGCUUGGCUUCCUAACCCCAUCCCCAGCGGUUUCCUCAAGUGGAAUCCUGAUCGAUACAAGGACGAGCAUGACAAGAAGGAUGGUCCUAGCAACAUGUGCCCCAAUACUUGGCAAGAUCGGGGCUUCUACAACCCAGUCAACGACCCCAUGCGAAUUACUAACCUCGAUCAAGAGAUUCUGGCUCCUAUAAAAGAGGCACUCUCCAAUAACUCGGUCAAGAUUAGACAUAUUGCUCUUAUUCUCAUGGAGAGCAUGCGCGAAGAACUCUUCCCUCUCCAGCAGGGCAGCAGUAUCCACCAAUUCAUCAUGGAGUCGAACGACGAGAAUUCCAGAGAUGAAGUCAACGGCCGGGUGUCACGCAUGACUCAGAACUUCGAGAAGAUUACCGGAAAGCCAGGCAACUAUCGAAGCGCAAACGGAAGUGCUUACGAUCCUCCCGCGAAGCCCGUAUGGAACGACCAGACGAAGCCCGGCUUUGGUGGUGUCAAUGUCGUUGGAGGUCUUACCAGCAGCAGUGUCUCUACCAAGAGUCUUGCUGCUGCACACUGUGGCGCUUGGCCCAUGGCUGUCAACAUGUUUGAAGAAUCCGAACUCGAGAGCUAUCAGCCCUGCAUUCCGCAGAUUCUCGAACUGUUCAACAAGGUCAAGGGCAACACAACAAAGCGAGAGGAUAAGUCAGAGAACAAGUCAGAGAACAAGCCACAAAAGGAGCGAGAUUGGUGGGGAUUCGGUGGUACUGCGCAAGCCAAGUUCCAUGAGUACCAAUGGAAGCCCGCUUUCUUCCAAGCCGUUACAGACCACUACGAUAGACAGGACAAAUUUGACGAGAAGAUUGGUUUCGAUUUCAAGGUCACCAAGCCGAGAUUAGACGAGGAGGCCAAGGACAAUCCUGAGAUGGAGGAGAUCAACUAUUUUGGAUACCCCGAAACGGAUUUGAGGGAGCACAUCAGAAAGUUUAUUUCUGACGGUCUCGCCGAAGACAAGCGACUCUUCAUGUCGCACUUCACCAGCACGACUCAUCACCCUUGGGGAGUGCCAAAGUGGUUCGAGAAAGAGAAGUACAUGGGUAAAGAGGGUGGUAAUCAUCAAGAUCUCGACAAGUAUCUCAACACCAUCCGCUUCACCGACGCAUGGCUCGGGGAGCUUAUGCAGAUGUUUGAGGAUACCGGAAUUGCCGAUGAAACCCUCGUUGUCUUUGUUGGUGACCACGGCCAAGCUUUCAAGGAAGAUUUCUCGAAGACGGGUACCUACGAAAACCGCCACAUCAGCAACUUUCGGGUUCCGAUUUCCUUCCGACAUCCCAGCAUUCCUCGGGUGCAAUACGAGGCCAACGUGACAUCCAUCUCUAUCCUUCCCACCAUUCUCGACCUCCUCGUUAAUUCAGGAUCUCUCAACAAAAAAGAUUCCGAAAUUGCAUUCGACCUCGCCCACGACUACGAAGGUCAAUCCCUAAUUCGCCCCUAUCAAAAGACACAAGACGGCCGUCGCGCUUGGAACUUUGGACUUAUCAACCCAGGCGGUGGUAUGCUCACAGUAACCUCAGCCGACGCACCGUGGCGCCUCGCAGUCCCUCUAAAGAAAGACCUCGAAUACACAUUUACAGAUCUCGGCAAAGACCCGCUAGAGCUAGACGCCCUAGACAAAUGGUCGAUCAAGUCCAUGAUCAAGGCAGUGAAGCGGCAGUACGGCGACGACGCUGCGACCUGGGUCAAGGAGGCCGACGAAGUUGCCCACUGGUGGGCUCUAGAGCGAAGACGCCUCUGGGGGUAUAACCCCGACGAGGACAAAUGAUCCUGUUUUAUUAUCACUACUAUUGGUUCCAUUUUAUGACAUGAUGCAUUGGGUAUCUGGGUUUGCGGGUUUGCAAUUACUCUUGGGAACUGGUCUUUUGGCAUACCCGUUGGCACAUGUGUACGGCAUACAUACAUUUAGGGAGAGGCUCCCUCGGAAAUGGUUGUUUUCUGGGUUGAUAUUUUUGGUCUACAAAAUGGCAUAGACUUUGAAAUUUUACGCAUUGUAUACUUGAUCGAAGAUUGUUUCGUUCGUGGCUCGUGUUUCAGUGAUGUCUUAAGUUGAGCGGCGCAUUUGUAUAUGACCGUGGCUAUCAAAAGGAAACGGUUAUGCAGUAUGAUCCAUAAACAGGAAUUAUUGGCUUUUAUUUCCAGAGUAAGCUCACAGUGCAUUGAA
This is a messenger RNA of Fusarium verticillioides 7600, 4252 nucleotides long. RefSeq lists its product as hypothetical. The record is from RefSeq and is a predicted model, not a curated record. Bases 1121 to 3856 code for a protein of 911 amino acids. NCBI's taxonomy places the organism in Eukaryota, Fungi, Ascomycota, Sordariomycetes, Hypocreales, Nectriaceae. The transcript has 3 exons.